Molecule: messenger RNA, 6224 nt
Organism: Beta vulgaris subsp. vulgaris (sugar beet)
Lineage: Eukaryota; Viridiplantae; Streptophyta; Magnoliopsida; Caryophyllales; Amaranthaceae
Product: protein REDUCED CHLOROPLAST COVERAGE 2
Exons: 23
Coding region: 354-5753 (1799 amino acids)
Biological process (GO): organelle organization
Cellular component (GO): cytoplasm
Molecular function (GO): protein binding
Source: RefSeq, a predicted model, not a curated record
ACCAAUUGAGUACCAUCCUCAAACAAUCUCUCAUUACCCUCUUUCGUUCUCUCAUCUUAUCCUAUCCACCACCUUACUCAUCUAUCUCUUCUUCUUUUUCUUCUUCUACAUCCUUCAUUUUUAUUAUGCAUAUAUGACUUCCAACUUUUUCAUACUCUUACUCCUUCCAUAAUAUAUAUCUCUUUCAUGUUAUUAUUGUAGAUAUAUAUACAUUUGCUAUAUAUAUAUACAUCCUAUUGUUUCCACUAUCAAAGCUCGAAACGAACUCGAAUUUCAUGCAUGGUUAUUGUUCAUAAACUUAAAUAUUGAUUGAUAUUCUUUUGUUGAGAGGUUUUGAACAAGUUUAGUAAGAUAUGGCUCCAAAGGCAAGCAAGGCUAAGCAAAACAAGACCAAAGGAGAAAAGAAGAAGAAAGAGGAAAAAGUUUUGCCAACAGUAAUUGAAGUAAGUGUUGAUAUUCCAAAUGAUAGUCGAGUAACUCUCAAGGGGAUAUCUACUGAUAAGAUUUUGGAUGUGAGGAAGCUGUUAGCUGUGCAUGUUGAGACAUGUCAUUUGACCAAUUAUUCUCUUUCUCACGAGGUACGAGGACCACAACUCAAACAUACAGUGGAGAUAGUUUCACUGAAACCCUGCCAUCUCACCAUCACUGAAGAGGAUUACAGUGAAAACGACGCCGUGUCACAUGUCAGGCGGCUUCUGGACAUUGUGGCUUGCACAACAGCUUUUGGGCCGAAGAUGGGCCGGAAAGAAACCGGGCCCACCGAUGAGGGUGACCCGGAAAAUGGGAAGAAAGAGGGGGUAACGGUUACGGUAACGGUGACGGCUGGUGAAGUGGAUAUGCGGCCCCCACCAAGGUUGGGGCAGUUUUAUGACUUCUUCUCUUUCUCUCAUUUGACUCCUCCUAUUCAAUAUAUUAGGAGAUCUAACCGCCCGUUCCUUGAGGACAAAACAGAAGACGACUUUUUUAAAAUUGAUGCUCGCGUUUGUAGUGGAAAGCCUAUGACAAUUGUGGCUUCACGAGAAGGCUUCUAUCCUUCAGGAAGAAGACAACUUCGUUGUCAUUCAUUGGUUGGCCUACUACAGCAAUUAAGUCGUGUGUUUGAUGCGGCAUACAAGGCCCUUAUGAAAGCUUUUACGGAACAUAACAAGUUUGGGAACCUACCUUAUGGAUUUCGGGCAAACACAUGGGUUGCCCCUCCAGUCGUUGCUGAUCACCCUUCUGUUUUCCCACCUCUACCCGUGGAAGAUGAGAACUGGGGAGGCAAUGGAGGUGGACAAGGAAGAGACGGAAAACACGACGAGAGGCAAUGGGCAAAAGAGUUUGCAGUCCUGGCAUUAAUGCCUUGCAAAACAGCAGAGGAAAGACAAGUGCGAGAUAGGAAGGCUUUUCUCCUCCAUAGCUUAUUUGUCGACGUUUCAGUCUUUAAAGCUGUAGCUGUUAUUAAGAAUAUCAUCCAAAGCAAUCCGAGCUCUCCUUCUAUUGAUGUACACGAGGAGCAAAUUGGAGAUUUGCAAAUUACAAUAACAAAAGAUGUACCUGAUGCUAGUACAAAGUUGGACUGCAAAAAUGAUGGUAGCCAAGUUCUUAACUUGCCCCAAGAGGAGCUUGCCCGUAGAAAUUUAAUUAAGGGAAUUACAGCUGACGAGAGUGCUACUGUUCAUGAUACUCCUACACUAGCUGUUGUGGUUGUUAGACAUUGUGGCUACACAGCUGUUGUGAAAGCUUCUGCUGAGGUAAAUUGGGAGGGAGAAUCAAUUCCCCAAGACAUUGAGAUUGACGAUCAACCUGAAGGUGGUGCCAAUGCUUUAAAUGUAAAUAGUUUGAGAAUGCUGUUGCACAAGUCAUUAUCGCCAUCAUCUCCUUCUGUUCAGCGAUCACACAGUACAGACCUAGAAGAACUACGUUCUGGUAGGUGUUUGGUCAGAGAAGUGAUGGCCAAGAGUAUAUUGAAGUUAGAGGCAGAAAGUACUAAAACUGUGAAGUCCAUAAGAUGGGAGCUUGGUGCUUGCUGGGUGCAACAUUUGCAAAAUCAGACUUCAGGAAAAGCAGAGUCCAAAAAGACUGAGGAGGCGAAGGUUGAGCCAGCUGUAAAGGGUCUUGGAAAGCAAGGAGGACUAUUGAAAGAAAUCAAAAAGAGAAUUGAUGAAAAGCACAACAAAAAUGAGCAUUCUAAAGAAAUCACUACAGACAAGCAACUAGACCCGAGCAAGAAAUCAGAUGCAGCUGAUCCAAAGGAGCUGGAAAAACUUGAUGCGGAGAGAGAAUGCCUGUGGAAAAAGUUGAUAUCUGAGGCAGCUUAUUUACGUUUGAAAGAAUCAGAAACCGGUCUCCAUUUGAAGGCACCUGAUGAACUGAUUGAAAUGGCACACAAUUAUUAUGCUGACACAGCCCUUCCAAAGCUGGUGGCAGAUUUUGCCUCUCUGGAACUUUCUCCAGUUGAUGGAAGGACGCUAACCGACUUUAUGCACACAAGGGGCUUGCAAAUGUGCUCUUUAGGACAAGUGGUUGAACUUGCCGACAAACUCCCUCAUGUACACUCACUGUGUGUGCAUGAAAUGAUUGUUCGAGCCUACAAGCAUGUAUUGCAAGCCGUUGUUGCGGCAGUUACUGAUGCUGGUGAAUUGGCUGGUGCAAUAGCAGCAUGCUUAAAUGUAUUGCUGGGUUCAUCAUGCUCUGAGAAUGCUGAUGAAGAAACUGUUAAUGAUGACAACCUGAAGCAGAAAUGGGUGCAAACAUUUCUUUUGAAGAGGUUUGGUUGGCAAUGGAAACAGGAAUGCUGCCAAGAUCUUAGAAAGUUUGCCAUUCUCCGUGGACUUUGCCACAAGGUUGGCCUUGAGCUUGUUCCAAGAGACUAUGAUGUGGAUACCAACUGCCCAUUUAGGAAGUCAGAUAUCAUAAGCAUGAUUCCAGUAUAUAAGCAUGUUGCUUGUUCUUCUGCUGAUGGACGUACAUUGUUAGAGUCAUCGAAAACUUCCUUGGACAAAGGCAAAUUGGAAGAUGCUGUUAAUUAUGGGACUAAGGCACUUUCCAAGCUUGUUUCAGUUUGUGGUCCUUAUCAUCGCAUGACCGCUGGAGCAUAUAGUCUUUUAGCUGUAGUGCUCUACCAUACUGGAGAUUUCAACCAGGCUACAAUUUACCAGCAAAAAGCAUUGGACAUCAAUGAAAGAGAGCUUGGACUUGAUCAUCCUGAUACAAUGAAAAGUUAUGGAGACUUGGCUGUUUUCUACUAUCGUCUUCAGCACACAGAACUGGCCCUAAAAUAUGUCAACCGUGCACUAUAUCUCUUGCACCUAACCUGUGGACCUUCUCAUCCAAACACUGCUGCCACCUACAUUAAUGUGGCAAUGAUGGAAGAAGGUUUGGGGAACGUUCAUGUUGCAUUAAGAUAUCUCCAUGAGGCUCUAAAGUGCAAUCAGAGACUGCUUGGAGCUGAUCAUAUCCAGACUGCAGCCAGCUAUCACGCCAUUGCAAUUGCUCUAUCUUUGAUGGAAGCUUACACCCUGAGUGUUCAACAUGAACAGACAACUCUGCAGAUUCUGCAGGCAAAACUUGGAUCAGAAGAUCUACGAACUCAGGAUGCGGCUGCCUGGCUUGAAUAUUUUGAAUCCAAGGCUCUAGAGCAGCAGGAAGCUGCUCGCAAUGGCACCCCGAAGCCAGAUGCCUCCAUUUCUAGCAAAGGCCACUUGAGUGUAUCAGAUCUUCUGGACUAUAUAACCCCAGAAGAAGAACUAAGAGCAAGAGAAGCCCAAAGGAAACAAGCCCGUGCAAAGGUCAAGAGCAAAACUGAACAAAACUGGGAAACUGUUGAGGGUGAAUCACCAAAGAAUGAAAAUUUAUCACCCAGCUAUCAAGCUGAGAGUAGCACUAAUGAAGAAGUCAAAUCUGAACCUAAUAUUUCUGAACCAGCACAUGACAAAGAAGACAAUCACAGUGUCCAGACAGUUUCUGUCCUGAAUGGUGAUCUAACACAAGACGAUACUUCAGAUGAAGGAUGGCAAGAAGCUGGUCCUAAAAGCCGGUCAAGCACAGGCCGUAAGCCUUCUACUUCGCGGAGGCCAAGCCUAGAAAAACUCAAUACAAAUUUUGUGAACCAACAACAGUCACGAUUUCGGGGGAAGGCAGCGAAUUUCACUUCUCCAAGGACUCCAUCUAAUGAACCUUCUGUUACUAGUCCAUCUGUCCCAAAAAGGUUUGCCAGGAGCACAAGCUUUAGUCCAAAGCAGACUAACACUGUCACGUCAGCUGCUGCAACUGAGAAGCCAGCUAACCCCAAGUCUUCACCAGCAAGUCCAGCUUCUCUCGAGCAAGUUCCUAAACCAGCUACUCUUGCAAGUUCAAUUACUACGCAGACAGCUGGAAAGUUUUUCUCUUAUAAAGAGGUUGCUCUUGCCCCACCUGGAACAAUUGUGAAAGCAGUCGCAGAACAAUCAGCCAAGGAGGAAAUCCCUACUUCACAAUCAACUCAAUCUGAAGAAAAAGCAGCUGUUGAGAUUGUAAAAGAAGAAACUGCUCAAAAGCCUAUGGAUGAGAAAGUGGAAGAAGCCACUGUUAUAGAAGAAAGAAAAUCUGAAGUUGACACAGAAAAGGUACAGUCAAGUGAAGUGAAAUCCAGCACACCUGAUGAUAUAAAGACUGAGGUCCAGGUCCAAACAAAUGCUGAAGUUGCAAACGUGAAUUCUGCAUCGACCUCAGGUUUGAAGGGAAAUGAUGUUGAGGAGAAGAAAGAAACUGUGAAUAUCCAAGUGUCAGAAUCAGAUGCAGAGGGUUCCAAUGAUGUUCUUUCCCAAAAUGAAUUGUUGACCCCUCCAUAUUCGGACUCUCAGCCUCUGCCAAGUGGAGUUAAUGUCGAAUUAUCAGUAGAAAGUGAUGGAGUUCCUUCUCCAACAGAAGGUGAAAAACAGGAAGGAGCAGAGACGGGGAAGGAAAUUACCAAGAAACUUUCUGCAUCAGCUCCUCCUUAUAAUCCAUCAACAAUUCCAGUUUUUGGGACUGUUCCAGUUCAAGGUUUCAAAGAUCAUGGUGGACUACUACCCCCACCUGUAAAUAUAACGCCUAUGAUGGCAGUCAACCCUGUGCGUAGAUCACCCCAUCAAUCAGCUACGGCCAGGGUACCUUAUGGCCCGCGGUUAUCUGGAAGUUAUAACAGGUCUAGUAACCGGGGAAACCGCAUAAAAUCUGGAAUCCACAAUGGAGAACAUAUUGGUGAUGUAAACCACUUCAAUCCUCCUAUAAUUAUGAAUCCACAUGCAACAGAGUUUGUUCCUGUUCCACCGUGGCUUCCAAAUGGAUACCCUCCAAACGGGUAUAUGCCGGUGUCUCCCAAUGGUUAUGCUAGUGUGCAUCCAAAUGGCGUUCCUCUAUCAACUAAUGAUUAUCAACCUUCCUUGAACGGUAUUCCAGAGGCUCAAAAUGGGUUACCUGGAUCUAUCAAUGAUACGUCAGAGUGCUCGGAUGCUGCAACUGUUGAAACUGCUGCCGGAAACACUGACCAGGUUGUGAAUGAACAAAAUUUGGACAACUCCUCGUUAGAAACAACAGAUGCCUCAGGUGAGCAAGAAGAUGAAGCAAAACCUCAAGUUGCAAAUGAUAAAUCUGAGACUGAAGAGUCUCUGGUUGCAGAAACAGCUGUAUCUGAUGAUGCUAAUUUGGUGGCUAAAGAAAGUGAUGAGCGUACAACAGUUGAGGAAAAACCGAGUAAAUGUUGGGGAGAUUACAGUGACAAUGAAGUUGAAAUUGUUGAGGUUACUAGUUGAGUGAGAUAGUUUUUUUGAUAGAGGAAAUUCUGCCACCAUAUUUCGCAACCUCGUGAUGUGCAGCAGAAGUGUAACAAGUGAACCAACAGGAGUAUAUUUUGACAAAGCCGCACUUGGUUAUGUGAAGGCUACACGAUACAGAUAUUUUUUGGUUUAGUUGCACUUGAAUUAGUGUAAACUGUGAACCAAGUGUUUUAAGCUCAUGACCAUGUCAGCAAUGGAGGUUCAGGACAACAGACCGUGCCAUUUUAUGCUAGUUAGUAGUACUAAUUAUCCGAUGUUGUAUUUUUUUGAUGAUAGAACUGUUUAAUGUACAAGGAGAGAACAAGAUAGAACUGGAUGAGAGUUAUUUAUUUAUUUUUGGCAAUUUUGUACUUCAUUUUACCUUUCUGAGCCCUGGGACGGCUUAGAGACCUUUGUGAAAGACUUCUUAACAGUGAUUAUAUGCAAUGCUGUAUUACUGUGCUUUCA